Messenger RNA from Acanthoscelides obtectus, 657 nucleotides. The record is from the annotation of a GenBank genome assembly. NCBI's taxonomy places the organism in Eukaryota, Metazoa, Arthropoda, Insecta, Coleoptera, Chrysomelidae.
AUGGGCUCUAUUCAACAAUCUGCUUUUGAAAAAACGGAUAUGUAUGUUUUUGACAAAGAAGCGGUAGAAGAAACGUCAAUUAGUAUAACAACUGAAGAUGCGUAUCAGUAUCACACGUCAAGUACAAGUAAUGACCAAGUGCAAACAACAGUAAAUCUAAAUAAAGAUCCAGCUUUAUUGGAAAUUAACGAUACUUUAAGAGAGAUUAUGGCAAGGUACGGCUUCGAUCAAAACAAGUCUUGUGACUUCUCUAAAAGUGAAAAAAUAUAUGCGGAUCAGCGUCGUUUCUUGCCAGUGAGUAUCUUUCAAAGGAAGAUGAAAUAUAAUGAAGUGAAAGACCGAAAUUGGCUAGUUUGUUCUGAAAGUAAAAAUUCUGUAUUGGCAUUCGGUCCACUGCAGUAUAAAACUCAGUUCGAGAACGAAGGAUUUAAUGACUGGACGACGAUUCAAUUACACACAAUCACAAAAGGAGAAGAAGAUGAAAAUACAUUAUGUUUCCUAAAACACAACCCGAAAUGCACCAAGUCUGAAGGAAUAUACAGUUUUUCCAUAAUAGCGUGUGGUGAUCAUGUUACAAUAACAAGUGAAGAAAGUAUACCAUAUCUUUGUGACCACUUGGACUCAUGCUACGAAGACCCUAAAAAUGGAAAUGUAUAA